Messenger RNA from Colletotrichum graminicola M1.001, 993 nucleotides. RefSeq names its product ribokinase. The coding region runs from base 1 to 993 and encodes 330 amino acids. The transcript has a single exon. Gene Ontology annotation, molecular function: ribokinase activity. Lineage: Eukaryota; Fungi; Ascomycota; Sordariomycetes; Glomerellales; Glomerellaceae. The record is from RefSeq and is a predicted model, not a curated record. Gene Ontology annotation, biological process: D-ribose metabolic process.
AUGAUGACCGCCUCCAAGACCCCCCAGAUCACUGUUCUCGGCUCUUUGAACAUCGAUUUGACUUCCUACGUCCCCCACCACCCCCUGCCGGGCGAGACCCUCACCUCCAACUCCGUUGUCAUCUCUCCGGGAGGCAAGGGCGCGAACCAAGCCGUCGCCUGUGCGAAGCUCUCGCGCUCCCGCGAUGCCCCCAACGACGCCGCCAAUGAGUCCGCCUCCGUCUCCAUGAUCGGCGCCGUCGGCAGCGACUCGUACGGCGACCUCCUCCUGAAGAACCUCGGUGAGCACGGCGUCCACACCGACCGCAUCGCCGUUGGCAACGACCUCAAGACCGGCAUGGCCAUCAUCGUCGUGGAUGAACCCACCGGUCAGAACCGAAUCAUCCUGGCCCCCGAGGCCAACCACGCCGUUACCCCGGACAAGUUCGGCUCCCUCCCCGAGACUCUCACCCCCAAGCCCGAUUUGCUGGUGAUGCAGCUCGAGGUGCCUCUCGAGACCGUCCUCGCCGCCCUGCGCUCCGCAAAGGCCGCCGCGGUUCCGGUUCUCCUCAAUCCGGCCCCAGCCCAGCGCCUCCCCGACGAGGCCUACGACGGCCUCGCCCAUCUCGUCGUCAACGAGACCGAGGCUGCCAUCCUCUCCGGCUGCCACGAGUCGGAGCUCGACACACCUGAGGGCCUCAAGCGCGUCGGCGAGUGGUUCAUGGCCAAGAAGGUCCUCAAUGUAAUCAUCACCCUCGGUGGCCGCGGCGUCUACUACAUCAACCAGGACGGCGCCGCCGACCUCAUCCCGGCACAGAAGGUCAAGGUGGUCGACACCACUGCCGCCGGCGACACAUUUGUCGGCUCCUACUGCGUCGCCGCCGUCAACGCCCAGGCCAAGGGCGAGGCCUUUGACAUCUCCUCGGCUAUCAAGAACGCCAAUCGAGCCGCGGCCAAGACGGUCGAGCGCAAGGGUGCGCAGACUUCCAUCCCCUGGAGGGAUGAGCUGCUGUAA